GUUGCGCACACGCAUAUAAAAAUUCGUCUGCUAGUGUGCAAGUGAAAUUUUUUCUUCUAUUAAAUUUGAAGAAUAUCUCCGGUGAAUUUUUCACAAUAAAUAAAAUAAUUGUAUUAUUAUUCCACUCUUUAAAAUGGCGUUUAUUCAAAAUUUCUUCGAUAGAAUUAUACCAGUUGUAAAAGCUGACGAAGGUGAUGAUGAUGAACUCGUCGAUCCCCAGAAAGUUCUUCGUGAGACUUGUAGUCAACAAAAAAAAUGCAGAGAAUUACAAGAUCGAUUAACUACAUGCAACGAUCGAGUGAAUUCCCGCAAGAAUACUGAAGAAACUUGUAUGGAGGAAUUAGUUGAUUUAGUCCAAUGUGUUGAUCAUUGCGUGUCAAAAACUCUUUUUAGCAAAUUAAAAUAAUUCUUUUUUUUUUAAACAUUAUAUACAUUAAAAUUCUCAUUCGCAUGUAAAAUCAUAAAAUUAGUUUAAAUCUACCAAAAAAAAAGGA
Leptopilina boulardi is the source of this 494-nucleotide messenger RNA. It is a transcript of the gene UQCR-11, whose product is annotated as cytochrome b-c1 complex subunit 6, mitochondrial-like. The coding region runs from base 134 to 406 and encodes 90 amino acids. The transcript is spliced from 2 exons. Lineage: Eukaryota; Metazoa; Arthropoda; Insecta; Hymenoptera; Figitidae. The record is from RefSeq and is a predicted model, not a curated record. Gene Ontology annotation, biological process: mitochondrial electron transport, ubiquinol to cytochrome c.